GUGUGAUUUCCGCUCUCAGCGAGGGGGUGAUUUCCGCCCUCAGUGCGGUGUAAUUUCCGCCCUCAGUGCGGAUGUGAUUUCCGCCCUCAGCGGGGGUGAUUUCCGCCCUCAGUGCGGAUGUGAUUUCCGCCCUCAGUGCGGAUGUGAUUUCCACUGUACAGCUGCCUCCUGCUGUGUUUAUCCAUCCACUGGCUGGCGGACGUGAGGGCUGGUUGUGGUUUUGUCUGUUUUGAAUACAGUGGGAGAAGUGUGCCUGCCGUUCAGCCCUCGGCACCCAUAAGCCGAGUAAUCACCAGGCACCAAGUGUGUCGCCAGGAACCUCGGCUUUGAGGGGCUGCUUCCUCCUGUUGAGCUGGAAUGUGUCUCCCUUCACGCUGGCUCAGUGGCCCCAGUCCAGCCUUGGGGGAAAUGCACGCUGGGGAAAAGCCCUGCAGACGCCCAAGGCAGCCAGCAGGUCCCCCAGGCUCAGCCUCCUCCUCCUGCAGCUCCUAGUCCCGAGGCUUGGUUUCCAGGCUCCAGAAGGCCCCUGGGUGAGAUGCCCUCAUCUCAAACCACUGGGCAGGAAACGGCCGCUUUGGCCUCAGCAGCUUCGGCCACUGCUUUUCUCAGAGUGGCUUCCCAGCAUCCCAGGGGCAGGCUCCCCCUCUGAGCAGUGACCAAGGAGGACAGGACCCUGGGCUGAUGUCUUGGUCAGGAUGGCAAAGGACAAUGAGAAACAGCUUCAGGGAAAUUUUUAAAAAGACCCGGUACUGAGGCGCAGAGAGACUUAUUUUUGAUAGGGAACUAAGCCUUCUUGCUCAGCAGUGCUCGGGAAAUUCCAGCCACUCAGGGAGGACCGGGCACGGGUACUGAGAAGUGCAGGGGGUUCUGAUAGUGGGACAGCGGGAAAGGCUUUUGGUAAACAAUAGCAGAGAGUUGAUUAUCAGGAUAAUCCGUCAGCAGCAGGUGGGUGUGACAGGUCCAGGUCUGCAGGCCGGGAGGAGCAGGAGGAGAACCUGCAGGACCUGACCGAGGCCGCCACACACAGGCUCCAUCUGAGCACGAGGCAGGUGGCUGGCAGGAGGCGGAUGCCCCUUACAGGGGCUGGCACAGCAGAGUGGCAUGGGGGGGGCCAGGUGGCAGCAGGGGGUCCCACAGCCCUGGGUGGGCAGCAAGUGGAGGGGAUGCAGCGUGGAGCUAGGGCAGGCCACGGGCAUCCUGGCAGCAAGCCCCUGGCCAUCUUCCUCAUGGGUGAAUUUUUCUCCUCUGCCCUCUCCUGUUGAUCUUUCUGGUUUUCUUGUUGAGGUUACUCAGUUCAGGAAACUGAGCUGGGGGCUCCCAGGACUCAGCAGACCGUGUGUUUCUAGGAAACAGCUGGGGGUAGCUGGUGAAGGGCUGUCAGUGAGGCCAGGGGCCAACCCCAUGGAUGCUCAGGGCCCCCCCAGGGUAAAUGCCAUCUGGAGCUCACACAGCAAAAUCACAUUCACUGCACCAGGAGCCCAUUUAGAUGGAGAAGCUCUGUCAUCAUCAGGGUCUUCUCAAGUAAUGAGAGCCAAGCUACGGGGCUCUAUACUGUGGAAAAACAAUAAUGAAGGUUGGGGUGACAAUAAUGCACAGCGGUCUAGCGCUGUGCCAGGCUGGGGCUGGCAUCUUAUGGGGUUAUUUCAUUCAUCCUUGCCAGCAUUUGGGGUGGCCGAGACCCCAUUUUACAGAUGUGCAAGUUGCAGGUCGUAGAGCGUUUGCAGGAGGGUGUGUGUCCGUGCCAGGCAGAGACGCAGGGAUCCAGACUGCUUCCUUUCACUCUGGAAUCCACGGUCGUUCCCACUGUGCGUACUGAGCUCAAGGGUCCAGUGAGUGACUCAUCCUCAAGUCCUGAACCAGCUGGGACAGCGAAGAGUGAGGGACUGGCAGAUGGAAAGGCCGGCCACACCGGCCUCUGCAGAGCAUGGCUCAGGCGUGUGAUCACCGCGGGCCCCCUGACACCACGCCUCAGAAGUGCCCACCUCGACACGAGUAGCACUAGCGGCCACAGGCCACCUCCUCUGCAGACAGAGCCCAGGAGGACCCAUCAUGGAGAGGGGGCCUGAGCUACUCGUGCCUGUCUCCUCUCCUACGCUGAGGGUCUGAUCGUUCUCACCCCUGCAGAGGCAGCUUGGGGAAAAGUGAGGAGCUGGCGUGGAAUUCCAGGAAGCCUCUGCACACGGGGAAGCAGCGGGCAGGAGUGUGGGUGACAUGCUCCUCCGUGUGCUCCGCUGCGCCCUCCCAGCUGUUCCCUUUGAUGGAGUAGCCACAGCACUUUAUUCUAGGCUGUUGUCACACGGUGGGGGAUGAACCCUCUCUCAGGGCAGAGCUAUGCCCCUCCAGCCCAGGCAGCUCCCAGGGGUACCCUCUGCUCCUGCGUGGGUCCUCCUGUGCCUGCUGCUGGUGGGUACAGCGGAUUCCCGCCAGGAAGCCUUUGCACAAGUCAGACACCAUGUAAAUAAAACCCCCUCCAAGGCUGAAGACCAAGUGGGGUCUCAGAGCUGUGGACAGAACGUGGAAGUCUACGGACUCAGUCGAUCCUUGGUCAUGUGGUGGGAGUGACCUUGAGUCCUAGGGACCAGCCCGGCAAGGCCAGACAGUCAGCCCUGUCACAGGCCACUCCUUUCCCUGGCUAUAGUGCAAAAUCUCACUUAAAAACAAAGAGAAUUGGGGCAGCCACAGUGACCGCGUGUUCCUGUGUGACCUAGUCACCAGGUAAUACAUUUUAAAGGUUAGUUGACUUAUGAGUCGGUUACAGAAGAAGGAGCACAUGUCUUUGAUGUUUACCUGCUCCUUUACCUUCCGCCGUGCCCCCCACUCCUUCCUGCAGGUGAGGCUCCACCUGGCCUCGUCCUAGUCGACCUAAAGGACAUCUCCAUGCUGCCUGCAGCGCACAUCUGCGGGGGAGGAUUUCGCUCAGCAUUUGCUCUUCUGAACAGGGUUUCACUAUAAUCUCAGUUUCUGGUUUUUUUUUUUGAGACCCUUCUUGCUGUCUCCCAGGCUGAAGUGUGAUGGUGCAGUCAUAGCUCACCGCAGCCCCCAACUCCUGGGCUCGAGCAAUCCUCCUGCACAGCUGGGACUGUGGGUGCACACCGCCAUGCCUGGCUGAUUUUUAAAUUCCUUGCAGCGAUGAAGUCUCGCUUGUUGCCCAGGCUGGUCUACAACUCACGCGCUCAAGUGACCCUCUUGCCUUGGCGUCCCAAAGCGCUGGUGUUAGAGGUGUGAGCCACAGGCCCCGCCUCAAUCUCACUCUUCAAGGGCGUUCUUCUUAGAUGUAGAGUCUGGGUUGCCAGUUUUUGUUGCUCAGUAGUUUAAAGAUGGGGCUCCGUUGUUUCUGAUGAGAAGUCGGGGUUGUUCUUGUCCCUGCUUCUUUGUAUGGAAAGUGUCUUCCGGCCGCUGCUUCUGAUACUUUCGGUUUUCAUCCCUUUAUUGCCGCCUGGACGUGCUUUUCUUUAUAGUCAUCCUACUGGGGGUUUUCUGAGAUUCCUGUAUGUGUAAGUUGUUUUUUUGAAUUCAAAUUCGGCAUAUUUAAACAUUUUGACUAUUGUACUUUUCAGUUCUAGGAUUCCCAUUUACAGAAAUAGCUUCAGUUCUCUACUGAGAUUCCGUUUAUCCAUUCAUGAAGACGGCGCUUUCCUCUAAUUAUCUGAGCGUGGUUUCCUUGGAGUUUCGGGCAUGCUUGUAAAGCCGCUUGCAGUCCUCGGGCGCCAGGCCCAACAGCGGCACCAUCUUUGUUUUCCUUUCUGUUUUUAGCAGUGAAUUACAUUUUCCUAUAUCUUUUGAUAUCUGAUGAUAUUUUCUGAUACAGGGUCUUGCUCUGUUGUCCUGUCUGGAGUGCAGUGGUGUGAUCAUAGCUCAUUGAAGCCCCUACCAUCCAGGCUCAGUAGGUCUUCCCGCCUCAACUUACCUAGUAGCUGGGACCACAAGCAUGCACCACCAUGUCUGGCUAAUUUUCAAACAUUGUUUUGUAGGGACAGAGUCUUACUGUGUUGCCCAGGCUGGUCUCAAACUCGUGGCCGCCCAGAGUGCUGGGAUUGCAGGCGUGAACAGCUGUGCCUGGCCAAUAUCCGAUGACUUUGAUUGCACGUGAGCUGUUAUCAUAAUGCAUUUACAGACUCUGAGCUCCGUUGUGUUUCUGAGUUUUGUUCCAGCCGUCAGUUACAGGAGGAUGACCUUGACCUUGUGCAGUGUUUGCUGGACACUUUGCUGGUGGAUCUCUGAGAAGUGUCUACAACUUGGAACACUUAUAUCUCGGUGGGACUCACCUUCCACACUGCCUUCCCUAAAACUCCUGUUCUGGGUUGGUUUCGGCUUUGCUUGGCCUGGCCUGGGCGGGUCUCACUCCAGUCUGUGGUCCUUACUCAUUUGGUGCUGGGCUGUAGGGGGUCUGGGCUGGAUGUUGGUGGCGGGGAGGCUGAAGCGAGUGCUCCACUCUCAUUCCUCUGGCAGCUUCUCUCUGGUGAGAAGCUUCUCUCUGGUGAGUCUGCGGUGGCCUUUCCCUGCUAAGGUACAUCCCUGCCCCAUCCCCAGAUUCUCAGCCGACUCUCACAUGGCGGGGCCUGCUCUCCCCACCGACCCUUCCUUCGGCUUCCCUGCUCCUCAGACUCCGGGGCUUUGACUGCCUGGCACCGGCCCCUCCCUCCUCGGCAGCUGUAUUCGGCUGCAACUCCAGCUGCUGUCACUGCCCUUUGGACGCGUGCCCCAGCAGAGAGCUGGGGGGUGGGAGUUCCUUCUUCCUCCUGUUUCUGCUCUCAGGAAUCACAGUCUGCACGGCUGGUUGACCGCUGCCUGAAACGAGCGUCUCGUAAAUCUCAGCUGUGCGGCUGAUGGAGGGGCCAGCUCUGCACACUCCCGGCGGCAGGGGUCCCAGUAGGGUUACGUUGUCUGUGUUCACCUCUGGUCUCUUCCCCAAAGUUUCUGCUUGAUGCGACAGAAGCUGUGGUUUGAGGAGGUCCUCUGGGAACCGGUCAUGUCUGCUUCAGUGUAGGACUAAUGAAGGGAGGCAGGGAUCAGUCAGCUGGGUCUAAAUCUGCAUGUGCGUCACUAAUAAAUUUGGGCAGCUUUCCAAAUGGAACAAGUGCUUGAGGAAGGUGCAAUUAGUUAUGAAACUAAUGGCCAAGUAAGAAACAUGAGCAUCUACAACAGAAAACUGAGUUCCAGGAAACACCCUUGAGGAAGAAAAAACAAGGAAGACAGCUGCGCUUCUGUGCCAGGGGGAUGCCUGGGUCCAGGUAUAAAGGCUGCCUGGGGAAGCCAUUGCCAGACAUCACUGCCCUCUGCCUCGACCUUAUCCAGCCACACGCCACCAUGUGCCACACCAGCUGCUCCUCAGGCUGCCAGCCAGCCUGCUGUUUGCCCAGCUCCUGCCAGGCAUCCUGCUGUGUGCCCGUGGGCUGCCAGUCCUUCGUGUGUGUGCCCAUGAGCUUCAAGCCAGCCCUGUGUGUGCCUGUGAGGUGCCAGUCCUCUGUGUCUGUGCCUGUGAGCUGCAGGCCCAUUGUGUGUGUGGCCCCCUCCUGCCAGCCCUCUGGGUGCUGCCAGCCCUCCUGCACCAGCGUCCUCUGCAGACCCAUCUCCUGCAGCAUCCCUUCCUGCUGCUGACCACGAGUGUGCAGACCUGCUGCUCCCAGUGCAGACGGGGCCACACCCGUACCCUCCCCGGACGAGUCCUCAGUUGUUCUUCUGCACUUGGGGCUGGUGAAAAGCAUGCUCAGUGAACCCUCUGAAUUCUGGGUUGAGAAUGUGACAGAAUGAUCUGGAGCCCUCGCUGACCCUGCACAUCCCUCCAGGGCAGUCUGGGAUCCCCGAGUCAUUCUCUGACCCCCGGAGAGCCAAAUAAACCAGCUUUCCCCACACA
Messenger RNA from Callithrix jacchus (white-tufted-ear marmoset), 5854 nucleotides. RefSeq lists its product as uncharacterized. NCBI's taxonomy places the organism in Eukaryota, Metazoa, Chordata, Mammalia, Primates, Cebidae. Gene Ontology annotation, cellular component: keratin filament. The record is from RefSeq and is a predicted model, not a curated record.